Aspergillus alliaceus is the source of this 9737-nucleotide messenger RNA. Its product is annotated as FMP27 family protein. NCBI's taxonomy places the organism in Eukaryota, Fungi, Ascomycota, Eurotiomycetes, Eurotiales, Aspergillaceae. The record is from RefSeq and is a predicted model, not a curated record. The transcript is spliced from 3 exons. The coding region runs from base 440 to 9106 and encodes 2888 amino acids.
GUUCGACUUGUCUUUUGCUUACAUGAAAGUUGGAUAGAUCUAUGGUUCAUCCGACCGGGGUCGCCCGUCCUAAUAUUGUACACUUUUCGCUUUUCUCUACAUCUUUCUUUUAUCGAUCCGUCCAGAAGCAUGAGUAACUCGCAGCUCUCAAGUUCCUCCUGCGUCGCUUCUCCGGCUGGUGUACAGUUCCGGUCUUAACGGAGUGUCUCCUCGCUGGCUUCGAGCCCUUCGAAGAUUGAAUGCUUCGGAGGUGCUCCCCACCGUGGAAGAAAAAAUUUAAAUAAAAAUUAAACUCAGACGAAAGCAAAAAACUGACGGCAUUUCUCAUCAAUAUCUCCCAGGAUUUACUAACGGCCCCCAGUCUCGUAUCUCGAUGAUUCAAUUGUUGCGGUGGGCCCCGUCCUAUUCAUCGGAUCAGCUCUCCUGACCGCGAGCCGCGAUGACGCUCUUCAGUCCGACUACGGUCCUCGUGGGGUUCCUCCUCCUCUACCUCUCCUCCUUUCUCAUAUUCGCCAUCGUUCGGAUUGCGACGGGAAUCUCCAUUCAACGGAUUGGCUACUUCUCCCUCCGUCGCAUCGCAUACGUCCCGAAGGAAGGAGUGCAGAUUGAGCUUCGUGGUCUGGGACUGUCUUUGCAUCCUCCCUCAUUUGCCCAACCGACAUGGCUCAGCCUUCAAUUGUCCGACUUGAAGGUGACCGUGGACCCCGCCGCUCUAGCAAAGGGCAAGCCCAGCGAAAAUCAGCCUGAUGUCUCGGAGCUCCCACACCAAGCCGAAUCUUCCCCGCCAGAGAAUGAAGAUAACGCUUCGCUUGAAGGGCGGAGCAAGACGUGGAGGACGCUGACAAGGUUAAAAGAGCAAGUGAAACGGCUGCAUCGCAAAAUACACUGGUUGAAAUUGGUGGACGUCGUGGCUGUCAACACUACUGUCAACUUUGUCGAAGCUGGCCAGAUUCAGGUGGGAACUCUGUCAUUGGCGGUGGACACUAGACGCAAGAUGGUAGACAGAGGGAAGCUGUUCCGCCGCAAAAAAUAUGAAUCCGGUGAACAACGUCCAGCUGAAUGGAUAAUGACCGUGCAAAAUGUCCUACUCGCAGUCGAUGGUGGUGAACCGACACAAUUGCUCGACAACAUUGGAGUAAAUGUACAUGGGAUCCUGCACAAAGAUCUUGAAGGGCUUAGGGAUGCGUCGAUCGCUUUAAAAGUUGGAAGGAUGCAUAUUCCUUAUGACGAUCUGAUGACACUCGCGCAACGGAUCAAGAAGUUUAGACAAUCCUUUUCGGAAGCCUCGAAGCAUGAAGCCGACGAUGAGGUGUCUUUUGCUGAUUUCGUGGAAGAACUGGAUAAGCCUGGGAGUCAGGACGAUGCACUUGUCCAGACCGUUGCCGAUUCGAAAGAGUUUGCCAGCUCCCUCCUGCGGGGAAUACAGGAAAUCCAGAUAGCCUUGAGCUUUUUCAGGCUAUCGCGAGCCAUCCAGCCACCUUCGCCGAAACAGAGUUCUGUCUAUCUGAAUAUUAUAUCCCAUGAGAUAGGCAUUGAUCUUCAUCGUAUGGAUCAGAACAGCCCCGCACAUCGCAUGUAUUUCCAGCGGAAUGACAUAGCUCAUCAAGCCCUCCUUGCUGCUAUAUCCCUUUCAGUCAGCUUGGAUGACAGCUCGGGUGAGACGGACAAUAUCCUUUACAUACCUAUGGCCACGACAACAAUAAAAACGACACUUCCAUCAAAGACAAUCAGCUCAUUUAGUGAAUGGAACCCGGAAGAGCGAAAUACCAACAUCCUCUUCGCAAACCUUGUGAUAACAUCUCCUUCCAUCGAUUUAGAACCAAGGCAUGUAUCUCGGCUUCUGGGAUUGGCCCAGGACAGAGCAUCUUCCUCUCGUGGUAAGAAGAAAAACAAUCACCGAUUGAUCUCCCGGUUGCUCCCCAAGGCGAGUAUCAAGCUCUCAGUUCAUGAACCCGUGCUACGAUUCGUUUUGCCCGUAUCUCAGGUCCCCGAUCCUUCGGCGGAAGAUUACAACCUACUCAUCUGCUCUAUAUCUUCAAUAUCACUCGAUAUAGAGUCUUCCCAUUCAUCAGAGGGCGGGGUUCAUUACUCCCUAUCAUCUAUUUGCCGGGUGGCGUCUCACCAACUAUACUACCAAACGCCUCUAGGAGUCAAGCAUAAUUUACUCACAACGGAGAAUAUGGAACUAAAAGUCCUUCUUAGCGCGUCUCCAGAGGUAUGCGUGAUCGCUUCCGGAUCGCUGAAUACAUGUUCGGCACAUAUGGUCAAUGGGGAUGUCAACCGAGGCAUUCAGCAAGUCAUUGAACAGUUCCGGGCCCAAGUCAAGCCGAAGAAGAGAGUUUCCAUGUCGCUCGAAGAGCGCAAGCCUAGCCUUCUGAGGCGCCUCCCUCCAUGGCUGGUUCGGUUCCAGUUUGAAGCCACGAGCCUUAGUCUAGAAAUCGCCGGAAUCGAUGAAGCGGUCUCUGAGGUUUCUCGUGGCGUCUCCCUCCAGCUCCAUUCGUGGACAGCGGAUUAUAGAGCACAAAAACCCGAGCAACCUAAUGUGAGCAUCGUGCGGCGACGGACUCCGAGUCAUUCUACGAUCGGCGACGAGUCGCCCUUUAGGUUUCCUCCCACGUCUCCACCAAGGCAGACACAACGCGGUGCUGCAGAUGGGAGGCGACUUGCCCUACAUGUUCGUGGCUUCGAGGGAUUUGUUAUAGAAUCUGAAGACUAUCUGGAGGCGGAGCCUUUCUUUUCGCUCCCUAGGUUUGAAGUGGCUUUGAGCACAUUAAGCGACCGCCUUGGACCUAUCUUCCAUAUCAACUCCGUGGUAAAGGGAGUCUAUCUCCAGUACUCCCUUUAUCGUUAUUACUGCAUAGGAGUUGCCGCGUCCGUAAUUCAGAACGCCUUCUUCCGACGUUCGCCAGAAACAGCAACCCAGAUGCCGUCUCCAUGGAACUCGCCUCCUUCAUCGCCUCGUCUAUUCUCGCAGAGAAAUGAACUCGUUACAGUGGAUGUGAGAGUUACUAUCGUUCAGGUCAAAACGUUCCUUCCUGCAGAUCCUCCGAUGCUGCUCCAAGUUUAUGGACUUACUGCUGGUUCACACCGACUCUCCGUUCCAUUUGUUCGAGCUCAUCUCAUUCGGUUACAUGCUGAGGCACCAAAGCUCAAGGGUGUCUGGGCACGUAUCAUUGGUAUGAAUAAUGUUAGGCUCGAUCUCCGCACUGCCAAAUUGAAGCAGGGCGUCAAUACUACCGAAGAGAAGUCGAUAGAUCUAUGGGCCGAUUUCAUUCGUAUAGGUGUUCCCCAUCACAUGGUGAUGCAUCGCAUUUUCGACAACGUUAUUAAUACAGCAAAGGCGAUCAAGCAGCUUCAUCACCGCUUCAAGAAUCAUUCAGCCGAGUUUGAUUCAUCAAGAGACCCGGAGGAACCAAAGAAAGUGCCAAGGAUAUCGCUGCGUAGCAAAGCACUACUGUUUGAGAUGGAAGAUGAUGCAUUCGAAUGGAAACUAGGUUGCAUAUAUCGUGCUGGCCUCAUGGAACAACGCCAACGCCUGGCUAGGGACGAGGCAUACGAGCUGAAGCUCCAGAAGCUUAAAGAAUGUGAUCAACGGCGCGCCUCAUCUAGAUUGCGUGCAAAGUCCAGCCACAGAACCCUUCGCAGUGACCGAGUUAGUGGUGAGUCGAAAAGAAGCAAAAGUGCCGAUGCAAGGCCAAGUACUGGCGACACAGAUGAUAGUAAGCGUGGGCGGGGAAGAAGAUUCCGCUAUGACCCCGAGGGCGCUGCUUGUUUUUCGGGUGAAUCAAAGAUAUCUGCAGAAGUGGCCUGGUAUCGACUUCAGGAGUAUAACGCGCGAAGCUGGAAGAAGAAAAUAGAUGGCGCUCUAAAAUUCCAGGGUACCUCAAUCAAGGAAGUACGGAGUCUCUUCUCUGGAGCUGAUGAACCACCUGAAGACGUCGAGGAGACAGAGACGGUGCUCUCCAUUCCUAACAGGCCUGCUCUUAUGGCGGCUUUGAUAAGCGACAUCAAUUUAGUCAUCGACAAGCCAUCCUUUCCUUUGGAAGAUUAUCCAACGUUCCUUCACAGGAUUGGAAAGGGCAUGCCGUUGUCUACGCAAUACGCUCUACUAAUUCCGAUGAGUUUCCAGUUGGAUAUGGGAGAAGCACGCGUCAACUUGAGGGACUAUCCCUUGGACCUGUUGCACAUACCGGCUUUGCGCCCCGGGCAAUCACCAAGACUGCCAAGCUGGUCACUCCGAACCAACUUCGUGAUUGCCGAAGAGUAUCGCGAUUAUAAAUCAGCUAGACAAGUCCAAGUAGAGCUUGUCCCCUCAAGUGAACUUCCAGAUGGGACCAAAAGCCCUCCGUUCGAGAUGAAAGUUUGGCGGUCAGUCAGCCCCGUCAAGACAUACUCCGAUCCGACUAUCGAGAUCAACACGAGUCUUCCAACGAGUAUUUCCUGGGGCAUGUCCUAUCAACCCGUCAUACAGGACAUGAUGAAAAUUAUAGAGGGUUUCACUAAACCGGAAAUCGAUCCGUCCGACAGGGUUGGCUUUUGGGACAAGAUCCGACUGAGCUUCCAUUCCCGGAUUAGGAUUCUUUGGAAAGAAGAUGGGGAUGUUCACUUGCGUUUGAAAGGCUCCCGUGAUCCGUAUGUCGUAACCGGCUUUGGUAGCGGGUUUGUCAUGUGCUGGCGCAAGGAUGUCAAGUGGGAAGUACACACCAGCGACGAUCCAAAGGAGUUUAUGAGUGUCAGUAGUGGGGAGUAUGUGCUUGCAAUCCCUGACUACAGUCACGAAGCCCGCUUUAUGGCCGAAGCCACGGCUCAGGAUCUGGAAAGCACAACGUCAAGUGUGAUGAAGAACGCGGCCCACUUCAAAAAGGUUGUGAUGAAAUUAUCAGGCGAGGUGAAAUGGGGUGUAGGCCUCGUUUUUGAACGUAAUGUUGAUGAAAACCGGCGGUCGUUCCAAUUUAGGCCUCACUAUGAAGUUGUUCUCCGGAAUCCUAAAUAUGUUGAUCCCUCAGAACAUGAAUUUUAUGACGCCUACCGUGGGUUCCGGAGCAAUCAUAUUCAUCUUUCCAUCUCCGUGCUUGCCCCAGAAAGCAGGGACUGGUCCAUCGACCAUUGCCAAUCAUCCACAAGCUACAACACAGUUCAUCUCACCCCGCGGUUCUUCACCCACUUUUUCAACUGGUGGUCCCUUUUCUCUGGAGUCAUGUCACUUCCUGUUCGUCAAGGCCCACUGUGGCCCGGCAUUACCAAGACCAGCAAAAAGUUCAACCGUCAUCUUGCCACUGUCAAGUAUAAACUGCUCUUUGCCCCCUUGUUUGUGGCCCACAUCUACAAGCACAAGGAUCGUGAAGACUAUGGCGAGGAUGUCGUCACAGCAACAGGACUGAAGGUUCGCCUUGACAGUCUGAAGCUUGAUGUUCAUCAAAGACGUGAGCUGGUUAAGACGCAAGCAAAAGGACGCCUUAAACAGACUCAAGCAAGUGCCAUGCGGAUAAACCAAGCUGAGCUAGAUUUGCAGGCUGCAGAUUUCAGAGCUGUUUCCGCUAGUAUCAAAGGGACGAACUUGGAUGAUAUUGAGCAAAAUAAGGAUGAUAUAAUCUCAUCAUUCCAGCAACCUGUUCCAUCUGUUGAUCUCUCUCGGUUCACUAUUCCAGACCACAACCUUGAUUGGAUCGAUAUGGAUGAUUUUGUGGAGCUGGACUGGAUCCUUCCUCAGGAAUCGAAUCCUCGAACGCAAAUAUUGCCUCUAGCUUUUACACCACGGUUUACCUAUUUCCGCCAGACAGACCAUGGUGACAUAAGCCCAGACGAGACAGGCUACAGUAGCUUCGGAAACGAGCCUACCCACGAAUGUGUUAUGUCCGAGAGUAAUGAACCCCGCAGAGUGCAAAUGGAGCUGAUAAGGGAGCGUCUUUCCCAUGUUGAAUCACAGGUUCAGGAGUGGGAACGUACAAUUGGGGAGCAAGAACUUCGCAUGGCCAAGUCGGUCGAUCAUGAACCUCAUUUGCAGACCGAGCAUGAGAAUUAUGUCAAGCAGGCACAGUCUCUCGCUAGGCGGCGGAUGUUUCUUGCCUCUGCGCUUCAGCGUCUCGAGCGGCAACUUGCACGUGAGGAAAGGUCUUCAACUAAGCCAAUCCCCGAGAAUAUCGCUGCUGAUGUUACCAGUCGAGUCGGAACGGACGCAGAAUCAACUAAUGAAGGCAAGGAUGCGGAUAUGGACGGUCUGUACUCGUCACCGCAUGAUGAAUUUGCUACCAAUUUCAACAAUCGCUUCAUCAUACAUAAUUCUCAGCUGAAAUGGAAUAACUCCCUGAGGAACAUCAUAUUACGUUAUAGUCACCAGGUUAGCCAGAGGCGUGGAUUUGUAUAUUACAUGUCUCGAAGGGCUGUUAAAUUCAUUCUUGAUAUCGUCGACGAGCAAAGCAAGAACCAGAGACGGCAUUCUAAGUUGUUCAAGUGCGCGUCAAGGCGACCUUCGGACGUCCGAGGCCUUGUGGACAACGAAGAGGACGGCAGUGUGGAGGAUCGCAUCGAGCAGCUGCUCAAUGAUGCGAAACGUUUUGUGAAUGCAGAAGAACAAGAAAACUCAGACCAGAAGAAUCAAUCUAGUACAAAGUCUGAUGAUUCCAGUGAAAAUAUUUCGCCGGAAUUUACACCCCAAAACAGUUACCACCUGCGACUUAUCGCUCCUCAGAUCCAGCUCCAGAGCGAGAAAAACCAAAAGUCGGUUGUCCUGGUUGCGGCAAAGGGCAUGCAACUAAAAGUGGUGUCAAUCAUGGACAAGGAGCGUGUUUCUGACGAUGUUAGUGGAUUGGUGCAGCGUCGCUUCUCGCUUGAAAUGGAUGGUGCCCAAUUCUUCGUUGCAACACAGAAGAACCUAAUGAAACACUUGCAGUUCUAUGCAGGCAACAAGUACGGCAAUUCUCCAGGCUCAGCAUGGCCGCCUUGGUUGACUAUCGAGGCCAUGUUCGAUUUCGAAUUGAAUCCGUUUGGCUUUUCGAGAAUUGUUCAGAAGACUUCUGCCAGCUUGAGAUAUGAUAAAUAUAACAACCUUCGUCUGAAGUAUAACGAAGAGGUUGCAAAAGGACAGCUUGAUGAGGAACGUGGUUCCAGCGUCGAAGAAUCCAGAAUAGAUCAAAUCAGCGUCGAGUUCCCUCAUUUCCGCGCUAUCUGUGAUUCAGCUGAAUACUACUCCAUGUACAUCAUUGUGCUUGACUUGCUGCUUUACAGUGAGCCUCUCGAGAAAGUCCGAAAUGAACGCCUGGAGAGAAUUAUGCUCAGUUCCGACUUCAGCGACCUCAGAGGCGCACCGGAGAUGGUAUUCAAACUGCAAUCCCGUAUUCGGCAUCUGGAAGAGAUCAAGGAGCAUUUCCAAGUUCACGCCAAAUAUUUGGAUAAGAAAGGCUGGGAAGAUAGAUUGGAGCUUGAAAAAGACCUUUCUCAAUGCGAAGAUGAAUUGUUUUUCUUGAUGAAAGCAAUAACAACUUCUCAGCGGAGGAUCGAUCCGACAUUCUCGGGGGCUCACGGUAUUUUGCGUUGGAAUAUAUCCGCCCACGAGGUUGUCUGGCACCUUAUGAAGGACGAAUCCGAGCCAUUGGUCGAGUUCCAGCUGCGGAAUGCAGAAUUUGAUCGGACUGAUAACAGUGAUGGUUCUAAUCACAAUCUCGUGGCAGUUGAACGACUGUAUGGGUUGAAUCUCCUCCCAGACGCCAUAUACCCCCAGAUCAUUGUACCGUACCUCGACCAAGCCAAGCCUCUGGACUCACCGGAUGAUUACAUGAUCAAGGUCAAGUGGCACAUGCUCGAAGCUGUUGCUGGUAUACCCGUUGUGGAUGAUUUCCGGGUGUCACUUUUCCCACUCAAGAUUCAACUCGAACAUGAGCUUGGCCAAAAGGUAUUCGAGUACAUUUUCCCCAACGUCGGCUCGAGUGCUUUCGAAAAUGGGGGAUUCUCGCCCAUGAUGAUCAAGAAUGUGAAACCGCUGGACGAUUCAGACGAGGAUGAGGAGACGGAAAGUCCGGCUCCACCUCGAAGCGCGCAUGGCAACAGUGACGUCUCGACAGAUGACCUACAUAAGGGACCAGGCGCUAUCGAGCUCAGGUUACAACCAACGCUAACGUCCGCUGAAGAUGCUAGACCACGGUCGGCACGCUCAUCCCACCUCAAAGGCCUUGCGAUGACACAUAUCCAUAAAGAUAACAACCGACUUGAACCCUCUCGUCCGGCAGUGCGCCCAUCAACCAGCGGAGGUUUAUCCACCAAGAGAUCAGCUGACAGCUUACGGUUAUUAUCGAGGCAGGGUACAGACAAGACUAUUGCAAAUGGUUCGAGUACCACUGUUGGCGAGGACAGAGGAAAGAAGUUCAAGCUGCCCAAUAGAAGUGCCAAAUCCAAAGCGGCCACAGAUGAUCUGUCUCAGAUGAUGUCUCGCGCAUCGAACUACAUGACUCUAGCCCAUGUCAAGGUUCACGAUGUCGUGCUUUGCAUGAGCUACAAAGGCAAAGGAGAUCAUAAUUUGGAGGACAUUCACGACUUUGUCUUCCGCCUCCCAGUUCUGGAGUAUCGGAACAAAACAUGGUCUAAUCUGGACUUGGCCUUAAGGUUAAAGAAGGACGUCAUCAAGGCUCUGAUUUCCCACGCACCAGCAAUACUCGGGAAUAAGUUUUCACAUCAUCGGCCUACGAAACAACAGCAGAAGAAAUAUCGAGACAUUGUGCAUUCUUCUCAGCUUGUGCAUAAUCCAGAUAGUGCAGCGGUGACGAUAUCCGACAAGAGUCAAACGAGUCAGGACUCGAACAGCGAGUACUCAGAGUCUCAGUCGCAGAGGUCUGUUCAUUCUGGGAGUUCUCGGCUCGUCCGGUCGAACUCUCUAGGAUCCAGUAUGCUCAGUAUUGAGCAAGGCGGGUUGAUGUCUGACGCUCGAUCUGCAAGCGAAGUAGACGUGGAUGCUCGUUGGGAGCAAUCUCGUAGGAUCGUGAACCCACCAUCGCGGCCCAUGACUUCGGGCACUGCUAUUGCGCGUUCCGAAACCAAGCGUUGGGACGGUGCUGAUGAGAGUCACAGGAUGACGAUCCGUAAUUUUGGCCGCAAGCUGAUGCCGUCUCGCAAGUGAUCAUUCCUCAGAUCAAACACAACUGUUAUAAAGAACCAAGAAAAGACAAAAACAAGACGCGUCUUAUAUAGCUUUAGCAACCGUGCCGGAGGGAACAAAACCAGCUUCACAUUCCUCACCAUUUCUUCAUAUCCUCCCAUUUUUCGACGUUACACUUUCGUGACCUGCCAUUUCCUACUACGAGAUACCCCCAAUUGCAAUGGGUCGUAUAUAGGCGUCAAUCUGUUUCACUGACUUCAUAUUAUAAAACAUGUUUUGCUUUACUGUCCUACCUUGGCCCUUCUGUGCCCUUGCUCUUUUACCUGCUUGGUUAAUUGCUAUUCUUCCGUUGCCAUACCUUGCUUAUAAAGUCUUAGUCUUUGCUAUCGUGGCUCUUUGAGCUCACUUUUGUUUCUGGGGUGUGUAUACAUUUUUUUUCUUUUCUUUUCUCUUUUCUUUUUCAUGAUUUCAGCAUGGGGAGCAGGGCAGGUUAGAAGGGCCUCUCCAGUCCAGCUAGGCGCAGCUGGAGAUGGGACACAUGUAUUGGGUAUAUAUCGGGGUGGUGUAUAGAUAGACGGUGUAUUGGAAGGGUUAUCCUCAGCGUUAUUCUGUACAUUGAAAGUUCUUGACCUGUUUAGUAGCUGCGUUAUCU